Messenger RNA from Balaenoptera musculus (blue whale), 2022 nucleotides. RefSeq names its product homeobox D10 (gene HOXD10). Lineage: Eukaryota; Metazoa; Chordata; Mammalia; Artiodactyla; Balaenopteridae. Gene Ontology annotation, molecular function: RNA polymerase II cis-regulatory region sequence-specific DNA binding; DNA-binding transcription factor activity, RNA polymerase II-specific. Gene Ontology annotation, biological process: regulation of transcription by RNA polymerase II. Bases 304 to 1326 code for a protein of 340 amino acids. The transcript has 2 exons. Gene Ontology annotation, cellular component: nucleus. The record is from RefSeq and is a predicted model, not a curated record.
GGGCGGGCGGGCCGAGCGACCCCGGGAGGCUGGCGGACGGCGGAGAGUGCUGGGCCGGUUGUCUCCAGCGCGCACUAUCGCGGGCGCGUAGUAGAUGUCGCUGUUGUCCGUGCUUACGCGGCCGGCUGGCCGGCUCUGGAGCACGUGACCUGCGAGGAGGCUGCGGCUCAAGGCCAUUUUCAAAUCUCAUUGGCUUGGUUGUCAUGUGGUCGGCAGAGGCAUCCACAAUUACACGGGGAAUGUUUUCCUAGAGAUGUCAGCCUACAAAGGACACAAUCUCUCUUCUUCAAAUUCCUCCCCAAAAUGUCCUUUCCCAACAGCUCUCCUGCUGCUAAUACUUUUUUAGUAGAUUCCUUGAUCAGUGCCUGCAGGAGUGACAGUUUUUAUUCGAGCAGCGCCAGCAUGUACAUGCCACCACCUAGUGCAGACAUGGGGACCUAUGGAAUGCAAACCUGUGGACUACUCCCGUCUCUGGCCAAAAGAGAAGUGAAUCACCAAAAUAUGGGUAUGAAUGUGCAUCCUUAUAUACCUCAAGUAGACAGUUGGACAGACCCGAACAGAUCUUGUCGAAUAGAGCAACCUGUUACACAGCAAGUCCCUACUUGCUCCUUCACCACCAACAUUAAGGAAGAAUCCAAUUGCUGCAUGUAUUCUGAUAAGCGCAACAAACUCAUUUAUGCUGAGGUCCCUUCGUACCAGAGGCUGGUCCCUGAGUCCUGUCCCGUUGAGAACCCUGAGGUUCCUGUCCCUGGAUAUUUUAGACUGAGUCAGACCUACGCCACCGGGAAAACCCAAGAAUACAAUAACAGCCCCGAAGGCAGCUCCACAGUCAUGCUCCAGCUCAACCCUCGCGGCGCGGCCAAGCCGCAGCUCUCGGCCGCCCAGCUGCAGAUGGAAAAGAAGAUGAACGAGCCCGCAAGUGGCCAGGAGCCCGCCAAAGUCUCCCAGGUGGAGAGCCCCGAGGCCAAGGGCGGCCUUCCAGAAGAGAGGAGCUGCCUGGCUGAGGUCUCCGUGUCCAGUCCCGAAGUACAGGAGAAGGAAAGCAAAGAGGAAAUCAAGUCUGAUACUCCAACCAGCAAUUGGCUCACUGCAAAGAGUGGCAGAAAGAAGAGGUGCCCUUACACUAAGCACCAAACGCUGGAAUUAGAAAAAGAGUUCUUGUUCAAUAUGUACCUCACCCGCGAGCGCCGCCUAGAGAUCAGUAAGAGCGUUAACCUCACCGACAGGCAGGUCAAGAUUUGGUUUCAAAACCGCCGAAUGAAACUCAAGAAGAUGAGCCGAGAGAACCGGAUCCGAGAACUGACCGCCAACCUCACCUUCUCUUAGGUCCGAGGCCCGUCAGAGGCCAGGAUCGGAGAGGGGGCACCGACUUCCAGGGCCGAGUGCUGGAGGAUUGGGAAGGCGGAAACAAAACCUUCAUUGCUCUCUGUUUUUUGAUUUGUUUUUUUGUUUUUGUUUUUGUUUUUCCUGCUAGAAUGUGACUUUGGGGUCAUUCUGUUCAUGCUGCAAGUGAUCUGUAAUCCCUAUGAGUAUAUAUAUAUAUAUAUUAAAAAACUAGCACAUGUAAUUUAUUAUUUUUUUCAUCAUAAUGCAGGGUAACUAUUACUGCGAAUUUUCAUUUGGGUCUUAACUUAUUGGAACUGUAGAGCAUCCAUCAAUCCACUUGUCCAUCCAGCAAUGUGACUUUUUCAUGUUUUUCCUAACACAAAAGGUCUGUGUGUGUGGUUAGUCCAUGAGCUCAUGGCGUUUUGAGUACAUCCAGUACUUAAAAGUACUUUUACAUAUAUAUUUUAAAAAGAUUAAGAAAACCCACAAGCUUUGUGGGGAGGGACUUAAAAAGCACAUUACAAUGUAUCUUUUUGCAAAUGAGUUUAGCAAUUGUCCUUGGUGAGAUGGAAUAUUGAGACUUUGCCUUGUAGCCUUUCCCUUGUGGUGCAUCUAUGGUUUGGUAGAAGUACAACAGCAACCUGUCCUUUCUGUGCAUGUUCUGGUCGCAUGUAUAAUGCAAUAAACUCUGGAAAC